CCCCACCAAUGACCAAAGUGCUCCAAUGCAUGAUUAUUACGUUGGAGCCUCUUCUUCUUCUUCUUUAGAUUUGCAAUCUCAAUUUAUUUUUUAUUUUUGUUUUCUCGCUUCCAAAUUUAUCAAUUUUUUUGGGGAUUUUUAGGGUUUGAUGUUGCUCUUUUGAAUAUUUUUGUGGAUGGUGUAAAUGUGAGAGAAGGUUUCGUUAUGUUAAAGAGGCAGUCCAACGCCAUUCUCUACAGAAUCGCAAGCUUCGAUUCACAUACCCUCAUGUCUUCUUAUACCGAUCCUCUAAUUGUGCGAUCGCUUCACACUCCUCGAUCCGUCCGGAACAGCUUUGGUCCUGAUUUCGUUAACAGAAUCAAUCCCUUUCAAAUUUACACCAAAAACUACAGUGGCUCCUCUUGUUGUGGUUUGUUCAAGGCUAAAGGUGGAGGAGCAAAGCCCAAUGGAUUAACCUUGAGGAGUUGUUUUGAUUCUCACAAGAAAGCUGAUCAAAAGGCUAGAGCUUUAACUCAGCAUCGGCGGCUUCUCCAUGGUAUGGGAUCUGGGCCUAGUGAAGAACGCCUCGGCGGCGGCGGAGCCACCGACCUAGCGGAUGGCCGGGGUGCAUGUCUGCGUACGAGGUUCCAAGGGAAUGAUAAGAUUGUUGUCGCUGUUGACAUAGAUGAGGUUCUUGGAAACUUUGUCUCGGCCAUUAACAGGUUCAUUGCGGACCGCUAUUUGUCUAACCAUUCAGUCUCAGAAUAUCAUGUCUACGAGUUCUUCAAGAUAUGGAACUGCUCUCGCAACGAAGCCGACUUGCGUGUUCACGAGUUCUUUAAGACAUCAUAUUUCAAGAAAGGGAUCCAUCCUCUUCCAGGUGCCCAUAAGACUCUUCACAAGCUAUCAAACUAUUGCGACAUGUCGGUCGUGACGUCCCGGCAGAAUGCGAUAAAGGAGCACACACUUGAGUGGAUCGAGAUACAUUUCCCAGGACUCUUUCAACAGAUUCAUUUUGGAAACCAUUUUGCUCUUCAUGGAGAGUCUAGACCAAAAUCUGAAAUCUGCAGGUCAUUUGGAGCAGAGAUAUUGAUUGACGAUAACCCGAGAUAUGCGGAGGAAUGCGCUAAUAUCGGAAUGAAGGUUCUCCUCUUUGACUAUGAAAAUUCAUACCCUUGGUCUAAGACGGAGUCAGUCGAUAGGCAUCCUUUGGUGACUAGAGUUCAUAGUUGGGAAGAGGUGGAGCAGCAGAUUCUCUCGUUGGUAGUAUCAAAGUGUUGAAACCAUUUUAUGCAACAACAACGACAAAGGUUCUUUUGCCGGUGCAAAAAUUAUAGUAUUAAUGUUUGAGAUGCUAAGUGUAUUAUAUAAACAUGAAAGAAAGCUGAACCAAUCCACCCAGACAGCUUGAAGGGGAAAUAAAAGUAGCAAACAGAGAUGGAAUUAGCUUUAAUUGUCCCUUUUAGCAUCAUUUUAAUGUCUUCUUUCUCUUUUCUUUUUGUAGUUUGGUUUCAAUAUUUCAGCUACAUUUGCUAUGAUGUAUAUAAAAUUAAUCAAGUCAUUUCGCUUUUCAAAUCUA
Molecule: messenger RNA, 1558 nt
Organism: Capsella rubella
Lineage: Eukaryota; Viridiplantae; Streptophyta; Magnoliopsida; Brassicales; Brassicaceae
Exons: 6
Coding region: 205-1260 (351 amino acids)
Biological process (GO): deoxyribonucleotide catabolic process
Molecular function (GO): 5'-nucleotidase activity
Source: RefSeq, a predicted model, not a curated record